Messenger RNA from Paraphaeosphaeria sporulosa, 309 nucleotides. RefSeq lists its product as uncharacterized. NCBI's taxonomy places the organism in Eukaryota, Fungi, Ascomycota, Dothideomycetes, Pleosporales, Didymosphaeriaceae. The transcript has 2 exons. The record is from RefSeq and is a predicted model, not a curated record. Bases 1 to 309 code for a protein of 102 amino acids.
AUGAACGCCGAAUUCCACGCCACGAGACCUGUCUCCCUCUUCACAAACAAGAUGUCUUCGACUACCAAUCACACUUCGAGCGAAACUGCUCCGCCGCCGUACUCCCCAUCCGACACGGCCUCCCUCGCCUCGACGAGCUCGAAAUCAGCACUCCUCAAGCAAUUGCUUCAUAAGAAACCAUCGGAAGGCUCAACGCCCAAGCAAGCGAAGAACAAGAGCAAAAAGGAGCAGCGGCCGCAACAGGAACAUCAGCACUAUGACAGAGAGACGUUUUGGGCGGCGGCGGCGGUGUGGGCGUCGAUGCGGUAA